CAUUUAAAAUCGAUUGACAUUUGCAGCAGCAAGUACAAGCAAAAAGAAAAGCGCGUUCAGCGAAAAGUUAUUCCUUAAUUGUUGGUGAUUAAAGUAUAAUUAAAAGAACAUUCUCGAAAGUCACAAGAAACAAUAAUCCAAAAUGCAGAUCUUUGUGAAGACCUUGACCGGAAAGACCAUCACCCUCGAGGUAGAGCCGUCUGACACCAUUGAGAAUGUUAAGGCUAAGAUUCAGGAUAAGGAGGGAAUUCCCCCAGAUCAGCAGCGUCUGAUCUUCGCCGGAAAGCAGCUUGAGGAUGGACGCACCCUGUCGGAUUACAACAUCCAGAAGGAGUCGACCCUUCACUUGGUUCUCCGUCUGCGAGGAGGUAUGCAGAUCUUCGUAAAGACCCUCACUGGCAAGACCAUCACUUUGGAGGUUGAGCCAUCGGACACAAUUGAGAAUGUGAAGGCUAAGAUCCAAGACAAGGAGGGAAUUCCCCCAGAUCAGCAGCGUCUGAUCUUCGCUGGCAAGCAACUGGAAGACGGACGCACCCUUUCCGAUUACAACAUCCAGAAGGAGUCGACCCUUCACCUGGUUCUUCGUCUGCGUGGUGGUAUGCAGAUCUUCGUGAAGACCCUCACUGGCAAGACCAUCACUUUGGAGGUUGAGCCAUCCGACACCAUUGAGAAUGUGAAGGCUAAGAUCCAAGACAAGGAGGGAAUUCCCCCAGAUCAGCAGCGUCUGAUCUUCGCUGGCAAGCAACUGGAAGACGGACGCACCCUGUCGGAUUACAACAUCCAGAAGGAGUCAACCCUUCACUUGGUUCUCCGUCUGCGUGGUGGUAUGCAGAUCUUCGUGAAGACCCUCACUGGCAAGACCAUCACUUUGGAGGUUGAGCCAUCGGACACCAUUGAGAAUGUGAAGGCUAAGAUUCAGGAUAAGGAGGGAAUCCCCCCAGAUCAGCAGCGUCUUAUCUUCGCCGGCAAGCAACUGGAGGACGGACGCACCCUUUCCGAUUACAACAUCCAGAAGGAGUCAACCCUUCACUUGGUUCUCCGUCUGCGUGGUGGUAUGCAGAUCUUCGUGAAGACUUUGACCGGAAAGACCAUCACCCUCGAGGUAGAGCCCUCUGAUACAAUUGAAAAUGUGAAGGCCAAGAUCCAAGACAAGGAGGGCAUCCCCCCAGAUCAGCAGCGUCUGAUCUUCGCUGGCAAGCAACUGGAAGACGGACGCACCCUGUCGGAUUACAACAUCCAGAAGGAGUCAACCCUGCACUUGGUUCUCCGUCUGCGUGGUGGUAUGCAGAUCUUCGUGAAGACCCUCACUGGCAAGACCAUCACUUUGGAGGUUGAGCCAUCGGACACCAUUGAGAAUGUGAAGGCUAAGAUUCAGGAUAAGGAAGGAAUCCCCCCAGAUCAGCAGCGUCUUAUCUUCGCCGGCAAGCAACUGGAGGACGGACGCACCCUUUCCGAUUACAACAUCCAGAAGGAGUCAACCCUUCACUUGGUUCUCCGUCUGCGUGGUGGUAUGCAGAUCUUCGUGAAGACUUUGACCGGAAAGACCAUCACCCUCGAGGUAGAGCCCUCUGAUACAAUUGAAAAUGUGAAGGCCAAGAUCCAAGACAAGGAGGGCAUCCCCCCAGAUCAGCAGCGUCUGAUCUUCGCUGGCAAGCAACUGGAAGACGGACGCACCCUGUCGGAUUACAACAUCCAGAAGGAGUCAACCCUUCACUUGGUUCUCCGUCUGCGUGGUGGUAUGCAGAUCUUCGUAAAGACCCUCACUGGCAAGACCAUCACUUUGGAGGUUGAGCCAUCGGACACAAUUGAAAAUGUGAAGGCCAAGAUCCAAGACAAGGAGGGAAUUCCCCCUGAUCAGCAGCGUCUGAUCUUCGCCGGCAAGCAACUGGAGGACGGACGCACCCUUUCCGAUUACAACAUCCAGAAGGAGUCGACCCUUCACUUGGUGCUCCGUCUCCGUGGAGGAAUCCAGGCUUAAACUAAAUACAUUUCCAAAUAAACACACUUUAGCACGCAA
Drosophila mauritiana is the source of this 2017-nucleotide messenger RNA. RefSeq names its product polyubiquitin-C. The record is from RefSeq and is a predicted model, not a curated record. Gene Ontology annotation, molecular function: protein tag activity; ubiquitin protein ligase binding. Bases 143 to 1978 code for a protein of 611 amino acids. The transcript has 2 exons. Gene Ontology annotation, biological process: modification-dependent protein catabolic process; protein ubiquitination. Gene Ontology annotation, cellular component: nucleus; cytoplasm. NCBI's taxonomy places the organism in Eukaryota, Metazoa, Arthropoda, Insecta, Diptera, Drosophilidae.